Molecule: messenger RNA, 2352 nt
Organism: Aureobasidium musti
Lineage: Eukaryota; Fungi; Ascomycota; Dothideomycetes; Dothideales; Saccotheciaceae
Source: the annotation of a GenBank genome assembly
AUGACUCGUGCACGCGCCGUUUUCGCGAUUGUGACGCAAGCGAACGCGUCUGCCCAUGUCACUUUCCACUCUAUUGUCCUGACUUUGCGACAGCAAUAUUCCUGGGAUAGACUGUAUGCAAUGGCAGACAUGGAGGAUGUGCAAAUGUCUGGUCGCAGUCCAUCGCCGACACGCGGUACGAAAAGAACCGCAGAUGAAGCAUUCAACAAGGCACCGCCACCCAUUCGUGCUCUUCAUCAAGAUGUGGUCAACAAGAUUGCUGCUGGAGAAAUCAUUGUCUCGCCCUGGAACGCUUUGAAAGAACUUAUCGAAAAUGCUGUCGAUGCUGGAGCGACCAUGCUUGAAAUUCUGGUCAAGGAUGGAGGACUGAAAUUGCUACAGAUCAGUGACAACGGCCAUGGUAUCAACAUCAAGGAAUUUGAAGAUCUUACUUCAAUCAGCACAUAUGGCUUCCGUGGCGAAGCACUUGCCAGUAUCAGUCAUAUCGCGCAUCUUACCGUCACUACGAAGACACGAGAGUCAAGUUGCGCAUGGAAAGCUUACUAUACGAACGAAGCCCUUACACCACCAAAGCCUGGACAAUCUGCAGACCCUAAACCUUGUGCUGGCAAACAAGGAACUCAAAUUACUGUGAGUAAUCUGUCGUAUCGCCGCCUCACUGUGCUAAUUCUCUAUAGNGUUGAAGAUCUAUUCUACAACGUACCGACUCGUAGACGAGCCUUCAGGUCGAGCAGUGAAGAAUACGCCAAGAUCCUGGACAUCAUUGGCAAAUACUCUGUCCACUGCAAAGGCGUCGCAUUCUCAUGCAAGAAACAUGGCGAGGCUGGAACAAGUCUCAAUGUGCAAAGUCACCUUAGUAUGGUUGACCGCAUCCGCACCGUGUUCAACAGCGCAGUAGCAAAUGACCUGGUAUCUUUCGAGGUCGCCAAUGAUCGCUGGGGAUUCAAGUCAGAAGGUUUGAUCAGCAGUGCCAACUAUUCAGCGAAGAAGUCUACCUUCCUGCUGUUCAUCAACCACCGUUCGGUAGAAUCGACGGCCAUUCGCAAAGCCAUUGACCAGACUUAUGCACAGUUCUUACCAAAAGGAGGCAAGCCAUUCGUCUACUUGAGUCUUGAUAUUGACCCCGCCAGAGUUGAUGUCAAUGUGCAUCCAACGAAGCGUGAGGUGGGCUUCCUGAAUGAGGAGGAGAUUAUCGAGAUCAUCUGCGAUGAGAUCCGCACCAGAUUGGGCUCAGUCGAUACAAGCCGUACAUUCAUGACACAAUCUUUGUUGGGGCCGAAGAAGACAACAACACCGAUGACACCCGCAGCCUCGACUCAGUCCGAAAUGACAUUCUCAACGCCAUUGCUCCAGCAUAUGGACAGUACAUGCUCCACUAAUUCUACGAUCUCACGAACAGUUCCCAAACCAUACGAGAACAAUCUUGUAAGGACAGAUUCGCGUGUCCGCAAGAUUACGUCCAUGCUUCCACCUACCCUGACUUCUUCGCCGAGUAAAGGAAGUAGGGCAGAAGGACAAGGAGGUCCCGGCGAAGAAGCCGAGUAUGAGUUCGUUGAAAAGGAACAUACCACCAUCCGACUUACCUCGAUCAAAGAGCUUCGUGCUGCCGUGCGCGACGAUAUUCACAAUACCUUGUCCGACGUGUUCUCGAAUCUCACCUUCGUGGGCAUAGUAGACACUUCCAAGAGGAUUGCUGCAAUCCAAUCAGGAGUCAAGCUGUUCUUGGUUGAUUACGGCAUGAUUAGUGCAGAGUUCUUCUACCAGCUUGGUCUGUCAGACUUCAGCAACUUUGGUACCAUCAAGUUCAGGGAGCCCUUGAGCAUCGCAGAUCUCUUACGAAUAGGAGCGGAGUAUGAGCGUUCGCGAACACCCAUUGACGACCAGGAGCUAGACUGGAAUGAAGUCGUGCAAGUGACUCUGGAUCAGCUAGUGCAAAGCAGAGGUAUGCUCAACGAGUACUUCGCACUUGACAUCUCUGAGGAUGGCGAGCUGCUUAGUAUCCCUCUGAUGCUCAAGGGUUAUAUGCCCUGUCUGGCCAAGCUUCCCACCUUNUUGCUCCGACUUGGUCCUCAUGUGAACUGGGAUGAGGAAAAGGACUGUUUCGACAGCUUCCUGCGCGAACUGGCAUCGUUCUACUCGCCUGAGGCUCUACCUGUUGCAUCGGUGACUACAGGAGCUUCUCAAAGUGCACAAGAAGAGGUCACCAAGCGCCGCGGACAGCUCGAAAGAUCGCUCGAGAAUAUCAUGUUCCCUGCCUUCAGAACAAGAUUAGUCGCAACCAAGAGUCUGAGAAAAGCAAUCAUCGAGGUAGCAGAUCUCAAAGGACUGUAUCGCGUGUUUGAGAGAUGUUGA